CUAAAUCCAAACUAGGUCGGCUGCCAGGCUCAUGUUUCCUUCUAUAGCUUCGCAGGACUUAAAAAUGGAGAUCUUCAGAGCAACUUGUGGCGGUUUUCAUGGUUGUAACUUCAAAUUGCUUCCGCCAUUCUCUGUUCAUCAUCCUCCAUUUCGAAGAAGUGCUCCAGCUACUGACUUAAUCCUACCCACUAAGCCCAAACUCCGUCAUCAGAAAUCCACUGCGUGCGCACUUCUUGAAGAUAAAGAUUCCGCCAAGGACGCAAAUACAGAUGUGUCGUUGCUAGUGAAGAAAAGGGCAUCCGAGGUAUCGCUUGAUUUGAAAGGAACUUCUUUAUUUCUUGUUGGGAUCAAUAGCUCCGUUAAAUCCAACUUGGGGAAGCAUCUUGCGGAUGCACUCAGAUACUACUAUAUUGAUAGUGAUAGUGUAGUUGAAGACUCUGUAGGAGGAAAGGCGGCUGCAGCAUCAAUUAUAAAGACAGAUAAGGAGGGAUUUCAGGAUUCAGAGACAGAGGUGCUGAGGCAGUUGUCGUCCAUGGGUCGGCUUCUUGUUUCUGCUGGAAGUGGUGCAGUUCGGUGUUCAACAAAUCUGGCACUUUUAAGGCAUGGAAUAUCUAUAUGGAUCGAUGUUCCUUUAAAGUUGGUAGCCAGGGAGGUUGUGGAAGAUAAAGUUCAACUCUCUGCAUUUGAACUUUCAAUGACUGGAGAAUCUUAUUCUGAGGUUUUGGCUCAGAUGGCUUCCCUUUUGGAAGAAAGGCGGAGUGGAUAUGCAACAGCUGAUGCAACUGUCUCACUCACAAAAGUAGCUUCCAGGUUGGGGUAUGAGGAUCUGUGUUCAGUAAGUACUGAAGAGUUGUGUUUGGAGGUUCUGAAGGAGAUAAGUAAGCUCUUGAGGCUAAAGAAGAUGAUUGAAGAAGCUGCCAGGCCAUUUUAGUUUUGAGUUUUGCUGUACCCUUCCAAGUUCCAUCAACCCUGCAUUUGGUCCUACAAUAUCAUUUUAUUAUGCAAUUCAAUCAUCUAUGAUCAGUUACCAAAAAGAAAACCUGUUGUACAUUGAUGUAUAUCCUCAUAAACUAGCGCUUCAUACGCGCAAUGCGCGAGAUCCAAUGCCCAAUAUAUAAUGAAUGAAUUAAUAUUCUUUUCCAAUGUACUCAUGUAUGGUUAUUGCAUGUUACAUGUGACACAUUUCAUGUUUUU
This is a messenger RNA of Cuscuta epithymum, 1194 nucleotides long. The record is from the annotation of a GenBank genome assembly. Lineage: Eukaryota; Viridiplantae; Streptophyta; Magnoliopsida; Solanales; Convolvulaceae.